CCCAUUCAGAAACCUCCAUUAUACCCCUAACUCACCUCCCUUUCACUCUCUCUUCUCUAGUCUCUACCGUAUAGAUAAGGGAAAACGGUAUUACUAUUCUCUCUCUCUCUAUUUCUCAUCUCUUUUCCUCUGUGUGUGUGCGUGGAAAGGUCUCUCUGAUCCCUCUCUGAGCCACUCUUAAAUACUACUUCCUCUUUUCGCACACUUGUCGUUCAGACCUUCGUCCCAAAAGUAAAAGGAAGAAAUCUGUUACUUUCUCCUUUUCCGGCAAUUCUCUGACUAGUGGUUUCUGCUGCAUCUAUCUAUCUAUCUAUCUAAUACAUAUAUAUAUCUUCUUCAUUUUUAUAAUUUUUAGUUUUUUCCCAUCAACCCCAAGGGGGAUCCUACUUAAAAAAGCCUAUUCCCUGAUCUUCCUCAACACCAAUGCAAAUCAUAAGCCACUCAUGAUAUAAUCACAGCUUGAAAAAUUAAAAAAAAAAAAAGAACUAUAUUAAUUCUCUCUUUCUCCUUGUCUCCUCCAACCUAGCUACUUAUUAAAAAAAAAAAUAUUCCAUUUAUACCCCUGAUCAUCAUCAGUUUCUUCUUUAUUUAGCUCUCCUCACCACCGUUAUGUUCCCAACCCAAAACGCCAUAAUGAGAGCCACAUCUUCUUUGCCUGACCUCUCCUUGCAGAUCAGCCCACCAUCACUAGUUCUGGAAAAUGAAGCUAAGGAAGUGGUACUCUCAUCAAGAAAACCAGCUCUACUUUUCAAUGAUAGAAGCUCAGCCACCGACUCAGGAAGCAGUACAAGCGAUUUGAGCCAUGAAAAUGGUUUCUACCCAUCAGAGAAUAAGAGUAUUUCUACUACUUUUGGCUCUUCUCAUGUGCCCACCUUGAGUCUAGGGCUUGAGAUGGUGAAGGAUUUGAUCAGCAGUACUGCUCAUCCACCAGUUCAUCAUCAUCAUCAUCCACCUAGAAGCUUUAGCAAUAGUACCGUUAGUCAUUUCCAACACCAACCUCAAAUCUUCCGCCGCGACUUUAAGCGAAACGCGAGAUCGAUUAGUGGGGUGAAGAGAAGCGUCAGAGCUCCGAGAAUGAGAUGGACCACAACCCUUCACGCCCAUUUCGUUCACGCAGUUCAGCUUCUUGGCGGCCAUGAAAGAGCAACGCCAAAAUCUGUAUUAGAGUUGAUGAAUGUCAAGGAUCUAACCCUAGCUCACGUGAAGAGUCACUUACAGGGGGUAAGGACAAAAGGGCAUCAAGCGGGGAUGUAUAGAACAGUGAAGAGCACUGACAAAGCAGCAGGUCAAGGACAAACAGAUAUGGGUUUGAACCAAAGGCCAGGGAUUAAUCUUGAUGAUCAUGUAGAUGGAGUUCUUUCUUCAGAGAAAUUUCACUUGCAGUCAAGAGUACUACCUCCAAAUUCCCAUGGAGGUCUAUGGUCAUCGCCAUCCCUAGACACAGCAGAAAGGAGCAACUCAAGUCAUGAAAACUGUUCAACAUUUUCUCGGUUCCAAGAAAAUGUGACCAAGGGGGACAAACAAAACUCAGAUAUCCAAGUAUCUGAUAGCUUGAAGGAGAGGAUGGAUUCUACCUCGUUGUCAUCUAAUUCGAAUACGUGCCUUAACCUAGAGUUCACUCUUGGAAGACCAAGCUGGCAAAAGGACCAUGUUCAUCAUGACCCGUCCAAUAAUGAAUUAAACCUUCUCAAGUGUUGAAACACCACAACGUAACAAAAUAGCAUUUUUCUCUCUCCUUUUGUCGGUUGGAAGUUGAGAAAAUAUCAGUACUACACGCAUUAAUUUGUACCAGUUUCCCCGAAUUUUGUCUUUGUUUUGUCAUGCAUGAAAGAAUGGGAAAUGGUAAUUGCUAAUAUACACACACACACACACACACA
Messenger RNA from Morus notabilis, 1877 nucleotides. RefSeq names its product probable transcription factor KAN4. NCBI's taxonomy places the organism in Eukaryota, Viridiplantae, Streptophyta, Magnoliopsida, Rosales, Moraceae. Gene Ontology annotation, biological process: regulation of DNA-templated transcription; abaxial cell fate specification. Gene Ontology annotation, molecular function: transcription cis-regulatory region binding. Gene Ontology annotation, cellular component: nucleus. The record is from RefSeq and is a predicted model, not a curated record. The coding region runs from base 610 to 1698 and encodes 362 amino acids. The transcript has 7 exons.